Molecule: messenger RNA, 1017 nt
Organism: Rhinocladiella mackenziei CBS 650.93
Lineage: Eukaryota; Fungi; Ascomycota; Eurotiomycetes; Chaetothyriales; Herpotrichiellaceae
Exons: 3
Coding region: 1-1017 (338 amino acids)
Biological process (GO): purine ribonucleoside salvage
Cellular component (GO): cytosol; nucleus
Molecular function (GO): adenosine kinase activity
Source: RefSeq, a predicted model, not a curated record
AUGGCGACCAAAACUUUCAAGCUUCUCUGCUUGGAAAAUCCCCUGCUCGACAUCCAGGGCGUAGGCGACCAUGCCAUGCUGGAGCGAUACGGCCUCAAACUUGACGACACUCUCCUCGCCGAACCCCACCAGAUGGGCCUCUACGACGACCUGAUCAGGAACCGCGGUGCCAAACUUAUCCCUGGUGGAGCUGCUCAAAAUACCGCAAGAGGUGCACAGUACAUGCUCCCUCCGGACUCAGUGUGGUACAUUGGCUGCGUUGGAGACGACGAGUAUGCAAAGAUCCUCAGGGAGAAGUGUGCGGAACAGGGCCUCCAUGUUGAAUAUCGCGUCGACCCGUCUACACCGACAGGAAAAUGCGGUGUCAUCAUCACCGACCACCACCGAACCAUGUGCACACAUCUCGCAGCUGCCAAUGAAUACAAACUUGAGCACCUUCUCCAACCGCACAUCUGGUCCAUGGUUGAAGCCACUUCGGUCUUCUACGUGGGCGGCUAUCACUUGACCGUUUGCCCACCCGCCGCAAUGGCACUUGCAAAACACGCCGCCGAGGCCAACAAAAUCUUCAUGCUAUCCCUCUCCGCCGGUUUCAUCCCACAAUUCUUCAAGGAUCCGUUGGCCGAGAUCUUGCCUUAUUGCGACUUCGUGUUUGGAAACGAGAACGAGGCAAAGACGUGGGCAGAGUCCCAAGGCCGAUCUGAAAUUUCCAUGCAAGAAUGCUCCAAAUUGAUGGCGAAGGCACCCAAGGUGAAUACCAAGAGACCGAGAGUCGUCAUCGUCACUCAAGGCACAGAUCCAACUAUCGUGGCAGUAGCGGAAGAAGGCAAGGAAGUUGAGAUCAAAGAGUACCCCGUGGCGGCUAUUGACAAGAAUCUCAUCAACGAUACAAACGGUGCUGGUGAUGCCUUCGCCGGCGGUGUCUGUGCAGGUGUUGUAGAAGGCGAUCCAUUGGAAACCUGUAUCAGCAAAGGACAUUGGUUGGCAAGGCUUGGUUUACAGGAAUUGGGUCCUUCGUAA